Cokeromyces recurvatus is the source of this 353-nucleotide messenger RNA. RefSeq lists its product as uncharacterized. Bases 30 to 266 code for a protein of 78 amino acids. Lineage: Eukaryota; Fungi; Mucoromycota; Mucoromycetes; Mucorales; Mucoraceae. The transcript is spliced from 2 exons. Gene Ontology annotation, molecular function: phosphoprotein phosphatase activity. The record is from RefSeq and is a predicted model, not a curated record.
GUCUUUCUCUUUUAUUAGUAAUAGACAAAAUGGCACAAGAAAAGUUUAUAGGAGAAACUUAUUACAAUAAAGAAGAGGGUAGUUUUGGUGUGUUAAACUUUCGAGAUUUAAGUGUUUCAUCUUCUGAAAAUUCUGAAAAUAAAAAGUACAUUAAAGAAGGAUUAAUAUUUAGGUCAGCUACAUUAGAUAAUAUGAGCCAAGAAGAUGUGGAUGCCUUUAUAGAAGCUCAUAAAAUUAAUACAAUUCUCGAUUUACGUUCAGGGUAAUCAACAUAACAUACAAAUAUGUUUGUAUUCUAUUUUAUGACAAUUAAUACCGACACAUAUUUUAGAAUAGAAGGACGUGAGGGUUUA